AUGAACUCCCCCAGUAGUCCCCAGUUCCCUUCGGGGCUGCUCUCAGGAAGCACCUCCCCAAGUGGGGAUGAUGGCUUCUUCCCCUUUGUGCUGGAGAGGCGAGAUUCCUUCUUGGGGGGGCCAGGGCCUGGGGAUGAAAAGCCAGAGGAUGAGCCUGAGGACCUGGCUGUGCUGCUUCAGCGAAAGGAGAAGGACUUACUACUGGCAGCUGAGCUGGGCAAGAUGCUUUUAGAACGAAAUGAGGAGCUGAGCCGAAGCCUGGAAGUUCUCAAGGCUCAACACGCUGAACGGGAGGAACAGCUACAGCAGCAGAACCACGAGCUUCGACAGGGGCUGGCUGCCCGUGGAGCCGAGUGGGAGGCUCGGGCUGGGGAGCUGGAGGUCGACGUGGCUGCACUUCGAGCUGAACUUGGGGAGCGCCGCUCUGAGCAGCAGAACAGCGGGCGCCAACGAGUCCAAGCACUUACAGAACUCAGUGAGCAGAACCUCAGGCUCAGUGAGCAGCUUGCACAGGCCUCCCAGACUGAACAAGAUCUGCAAAAAGAACUGAGUACCCUUCGAGGAGACUACCAGGCUCAGCUGCUGGUGGGGACAGAAAUGAGGACCAGAUUAGAAAGUGUUCAGGGAGAGAACCUGAUGCUCCAGAGCCGGAGGCAGGACCUGGAAGGACAGAUCAAGAGCCUGCAGGAGGAGGCGGAUCAGAGUCAGCGCCAAGUACAAGCCCUGCACGAAGAGCUGCUGCUGCUCAGAAGGGAGAGAAGGGAACACAGCCUAGAGCUAGAACGGGCCCGCUCGGAAGCCAGGGAAGCCCUUGAGUCACUCAGACGGCUCCAGCACCAGGUCUCUGAGCUUGAAGAGGAAUCCCGGCUCCAGGAUUCGGAAGUCUCUGGGGCCUCCCUGCAAUCUGAGAUUGCCCACAGCCUAGACGAGGAAGGAGACCCCCAACUUCCAGUGGCACCCCAGGUAUGCUCUGAUCACCACCAGAUCCACAACCCCAAUCUCCUCCACAAUUCAUCACCCCAGCCUCCUCCAGAAGAGGGCUCGGAGCCCCCUAGGAAGCGGGCUUCCAUGAGUCCUAGAGAAAUGCUGGAAGAGAAGGAGGUGGAAAUGGAACAGCUACAAAAUGAGUUAUCUUUGCGGCUGGAAGAGCUGCACUCCCUCCGAGAAGAACUGCAGAGACAAAAGGAGCUGAGGGAAGACAAACACCCCGAGUCAGCACUGAAUAAGGCAUUCUCUGACCGGGAUGAAGCUGUGAACAAGUCUUUGGCCCUCUCCCUGGAACUGACCCGGGUCUCCCUGGAACGGGAUUCUCUCUCACGGGAACUGCUCCGAACCAUCCACCAGAAAGUGGCAUUGUCUCAGGAACUGGAGGCCUGGCAGGAGGAUAUGCAGGUAGUGAUUGGACAGCAGCUUCGUUCUCAGCGACUAAAGGAGCUUAAUUCCCAGCCAGCAGUCCCCCACCAUGACGCCGCAAAAUUCUCCUUGGGAAGAGGGACAGGGGCUGGUAGCUUCUUUACUAACCUUUUCAAAAGGACCUGA
Molecule: messenger RNA, 1539 nt
Organism: Trichosurus vulpecula (common brushtail)
Lineage: Eukaryota; Metazoa; Chordata; Mammalia; Diprotodontia; Phalangeridae
Gene: BICDL2
Product: BICD family like cargo adaptor 2
Exons: 9
Coding region: 1-1539 (512 amino acids)
Biological process (GO): Golgi to secretory granule transport; vesicle transport along microtubule
Source: RefSeq, a predicted model, not a curated record